This is a messenger RNA of Drosophila guanche, 717 nucleotides long. RefSeq lists its product as uncharacterized. Lineage: Eukaryota; Metazoa; Arthropoda; Insecta; Diptera; Drosophilidae. The record is from RefSeq and is a predicted model, not a curated record.
CUCGAAUUUCACACAGAGAUACGUCGAGGGGCGGAUAAAAAAGUUACGAAAGCAAACAGAAUCACUGCUCCCGCUUCUACUGAACUGGAGCUGAAUGUUCGGAGCAAAUGAAGGUGUCAAAAUGACAAGCAGAGACAGCUAAAAAAGCAACAAAAAAAACCAAUGCCCCUCCACACACACACACACACAGAGAGAGAGAAACACUCAAGCGGAGAGUUGACUCUGGCUGGACAUGCGAUGGAUGGAUGACUGCCUUCCUGCCAGUUCAGCCAGCCUCCUGUCUCUCCACACAGCUCCACACUUCUGUCUCUCUGCCUGCCGCCCACUAGCUGGCGUGGCAGCUCCACGGGUAAACGGCAAAGCGACAGCAACAUUUGCUAACUUUGCUGCAACGACAACGACGCGAAAGCGACAAGAGCAACAAAAGAAACGGAUACUACAUAAAUGUAUCUGUAUCCAUCUAUUCGAUGGCCGUGCAUUGUAUUGCAGUUACGUGCCCGAUGGUCCAGCAAAAUGGAGACAAAAAAUCUCUAAAACAAAAUCGGCAAAACAGAAUACGAAUCGUUUUCCAAAUGGAACAACCUGAAUACACUCUCCUGAAACAAUAGGAAUCGAUGGAAACAAAAGAGAAUGUCUGGCACAUAGCGAUUCGAUUCCAGUGGAGCAGAGGAGUGCGUACAUAUCCUGUGAAAAUAAAACAAGAAUUUGCUGUGCAUU